ACCAUGUGGUCAUGGCUGGGUUUAGUUAACCCUCCCGUUGCCCUUCGUAUUCCGUAUACUUUUUUCUUCUUACUAUUACUCAAAAACAAAAGAUAACAGCUUCAGAAUCAUGAAUGUCAUGCACAACAAUUCCUACUACACACACACACAGACACACAAAGGCACAUUGUCGGCCACCGACCCUCACUUUGACCCAGAGGACACCGCAGGGGUUAAGAGAUGGCAGUGGGCGUUGUUUUUUGUUUUUUUUUUGGAGGGGGGUUGUGGAAAUGAAACUGACAACAAAAAAGAACGCUGGCAAAGUGGGGUUAUCGUUCAAAGCAGGGAAGUAAAAGAACAAGGAAGAAGACCACGAGGUCUGGGUUGAUGAGCCAGAAGCACCAUGAGAAAGUACUCUCCUCAGUAACCUAGUGGUGUUCUUUUUAGGCAGACAUGGCCUCUGCUCCUGCAUCACCCAGUGAGACCUGCUCACUGGAGAACCAUCUAACAUGCUCCAUCUGCAUGGAUACAUUUAGAGAUCCUGUCACCACAGCUUGUGGCCACUCCUUCUGCAAGAAAUGUCUGAAAGCCAACUUAAAGUACAAUGCCAAGGUGUGCCCCAUAUGCAUGACGUCUGUACCCAGUUCCCCAGUUGUGAACUUUGUCCUGAGAGACAUUGUCCAGCAGCAGCAAAAGGAGAAAAAGACUCCAGAGGAAAACGAGGAUUUGUACACUGGGAAGGACGACAAAGAGGCCAGUGACACUUGCACAGACCAAAAGGUGGGGGCUGAAAGACUCAAAGGCCACAACUUAGUGACACCCGUGAGGAACGUGGGUGAUGGGGCAUGUCUGAAGUAUGGCUGCCCCUCGGAAAUUAAAACACCUCUGCAGAGCUGCAAGACAGCAGAAAUGAGCCUCCAGGUUUGCCAUUGUGGCUGGUCCAAAGUCACAACGUACCAGGGCCUAAGAACUCACCAGGGGAGGAUGGGAUGCACAAUGAAAGGGGUCAGGGUUGCAGAGAGUGACCAACAGUUUAUGUGGACAAAUGUGGAACUUACAAACGCUCAAAAGGACCUCAGGCUGGAUGUCUACACCUCUUUCAAGACUGACACAUACUUCUAUUCAGACAAGAGCCUCCAGGUUUGUCACUGUGGUUGGACCAAAAUGACGACUUAUCAAGGCUUAAGAAUUCACCAGGGGAAGAUGGGAUGCACACCGAAGGGAGUGAGGAUCCCAAAGGAAGAGCAGUACUACUGGAAAAAUCAGUGGGAAGUGGAAGUGAAAGUUAAAGUGGAUCAAAGGAAAUGUCAGCCAGCUAAAAGAGCAAUCAUCAAGGAGGAGAAAGUGCUGGAGCCACCAGGCAUGUAUGUCAGCACCAACUCUGCAGCCACAGUCAACGAGAGAUAUAAAUCAACUUUUGCACCUCCCAAAGAGGCCCAACGCUCCUCUCGGAGAACCACCAAGUCCAAGUCCGACUAUCAGCAUCAGGAUUUCUACACCCUUCCACAGGUGAAUAGAUCAGUAAGGGAACCUCCAGUUACUCUUCCACCAGUAGUUCGACCUAAGGAGAAAAAAGCUAAACAUCAAACAUUAUCACAGACAGAAGACAGAAGAGCGAUGACAGGAAAUCAGAGGAAAAUCCAUGACUGGACCGACUAUGCAACAACAGCAGCCUCAAUCAAAGAGGAGCCCAAAUCACCAUUUGCAACUCCACAACCACAUUUCCAAAGACCCACAAAAUCAAAGCCUGGCCAUCAGCUGUAUGAUUUCUCCAUCUAUCCACAGACAGCAGACAGCAGAGCAAUGACAGGAAGUCGGAGUAAUGGCCGUACUGACCUUCGAACAACAGCACCAGUAAUCAAAGAGGAGCUUCAUUCACCUUUUGUGACUCCUCAAUACUCUUUACAAAGACCUACAAACUCAAAUUUGGGCCAUCAGCGGCAGGAUUUCUACAACCUUCCUCAGACAGCAGACUGUAGAGCAAUGACAGGAAAUCAGAGGAAGAUCCAUGGUUGUACUGGCUAUGAAACAACAGCCGUGACCAAGGAGGAGCCUAAAUCAUCACUUGAAGCUCCACAACAGUCUUUCCAGAGAGCCGUAACCUCAAAUGCAGGCCAUCAGCUGUAUGAUGUCUCCGCUGGUGUACAGGCGACUAAAUCAGUAAGGGAGCCUCCAAUUACUCCACCUCCAGCACCAGUAGUCUCACCAAGGGAGAAAGAAAUUAAGCAUCAAACAUUAUCACAGGAUGUGCCAGUGUCAUCAACCAUCAGCUCUGCAACAAUCAAAGAGGAACCAAAAUCACCUUUGCCAAUUCCACCACCGUCUUUCCCAAGAGCCACACACCCAAAGCCAGGCAAUCAGCCGCAGGGUUUCUCCACUGGUGAGCAGGUGAAUGGAUCGGCCAGGGAGCAUCCACCAACAACAGUAGCCCAGCCGAGGGAGACAGACAGGAAGGAAAAUGAGGUGAGACAGAAGAGACCCAGACCUGAAAUACUGCCAAAAAUACAGAUGAAAGAAAAAAUGAGAAACAUCAGAGCAGCUGAGCGAGCCUGUGAGAACGUACCAGAUUCAACAAGUACCACCAACCAAAGAAAUUCUGCAGCAGCAGAAGCCACGACAGAACAUGUUGAAUCAAUGGGUGAAACUACACAGCCUGAUUUCUCCACUGGCCUGACGGUGAAGGAACUGGCCCGGAUGUUUUCAGCUACUACAACCCAGAACACAGCAGUCCAGUCAAAGGAGCAAAAUGGAGAGAAACCGGUACUAUCACAGGCAAAGCCUCUGGUUCAGAGGUUUUCAGCAACCGCAGCCCAGCAAACACCAGCUCAACCACUGGAGAAAGACAAGGAGAAUCAAAAACUAUCAGAGAAUGUGCCAGACUCGACAAGUAUUGCCCAAACAAAUUCUGCAGCAGCAGAGGCCACAACUAAAGACGACCCCAAAUCAUUGGAUGACACUGCUCAGCCUGAUUUGUCAACUGGCAUGAAGGUGAAGGAACUGGCCCGGAUGUUUUCAGCAACCACAAACCAGGAAACAGCAGUCCAACCGACAGAGAAACGAAAGCUAUCACAGGUGAAGCUUCUGGCUCAGAGGUUUUCUGUCAUUCCAGCCCAGGAAACAGCAGUCCGACCAAAAAAGAAAGACAAGGAGAAUUAUUACCUAUCACAGGUACAGAGGGUCCCAGAUUCAACAGGUGCCACCGCCAAAAUGAAUCCUGCAGCAACAGAAGCCACAACUGAGAGGGAUCCUAAGUCAUCCUGUGAAACAGAACAGCUCUCAGAUUUCUCCACUGGCAUGAAGGUGAAGGAUCUGGCUCGGAUGUUUUUAGCUGCCACAACCCAGGACACAGCAGUCCGACCAAGGAGAAACACAGAGACAUGAAAAUUGGCAUAGGUGGUAGAUCGACUGUAAAUCUUAUUUUUCAUGUCAUCAGUUUUUUACCCCAUCUGUGUUUCCAUUUCAGAGUUUUUCUUUAGACGAUCACAGAAACAUUGGAUUCUUGUAGACAAUGUAACAAACACGUAGUAGAUUAAGCUAUAUAUUUCUUAGAAAUCAUAUUUUAUCUGUAAUCUUGCCAUGGCAGACAGGUCUAAAUACCACAGUAUCAUGGGUGUUUGAUUGGAUAUAUUCAACAAUUCACAAGCAAUAAAACACACUGUUGCUCAACACACUGUCAGUCAGUAACUAAUGUUAACAGUUCCUUUGCUUACUUUAUGAUUCCUCUUCACUUUUGCUGCUGUCACUUUAUUUUAGUCAAAAGCUAAACUAUAUUUUGGUUAAGUUUCAGACAGGCAUUUUAGCAUUAUCACUGUCAGCAUCAUUUCACAAAUGAGUGAAGUGUUUGUUAAAUAUUUUCGUGGGUGUUUCAUGGCCAGAUAAAGUUGGAAUAAAAAGACACUUUGUGUGCA
This is a messenger RNA of Lates calcarifer (barramundi perch), 3887 nucleotides long. Its product is annotated as proteoglycan 4. The coding region runs from base 433 to 3360 and encodes 975 amino acids. Lineage: Eukaryota; Metazoa; Chordata; Actinopteri; Centropomidae. The transcript has 29 exons. The record is from RefSeq and is a predicted model, not a curated record.